CAGAGACCUGAUGUGUAUAUAAUUCAUCUGUUCCCCCAUCAGAAUUGAACGAUCCAAACCACUACCCUCUCGUUCACAUCGACACCUACUCUUGACAUCCUAUCUCAUUUAUUUCGGUCCACCAUGAGAUACGCACUUGCCUCCCUCGCCCUCGCGGCCGGUGCCUCUGCGGCCUCCAUCCCCAGAUCCUGCUCCUUCGGCAUCACCGCUACCGGUGGUGAGCCAGGAACCAUGGGACAGCUCAGCGAUGGACAGAACCGCAUCGGAGGUGGCCUCCCACCUGCCAGCUACUCCAUCAGCAACGGCGCCAUCACCGACUCCAACGGCAGAGGAUGCAUUCUCACCCCCGAGGUCGAACAGUUCCAGUGUGACAGCGGUGCUGCCCCAACUGGUGGUUUCGCUAUCAGCAGCAGCGGUGAGAUCUCUCACAACGGCUCGGAAACCUUCUACGCCUGCCCUGCCUCUGACACCGAGUGGAACAUCUACACCACUCCCGUCGUUGGCCAGAAGAAGUGUGUCACCAUUGGCCUGACCGCAAGCGGCUGCUACUCUUCGUCCGCAUCUUCAUCUCCUGCCAGCUCAACUGGUUCCAAGACCACAGCUCACCCAGCUGGCCCAGGUAACGGUCCCUCUGGAAGCAGCCCUGCCGGCCCCGCUGGUCCAGGAAGCAGCCCUGCUGGAAGCACCCCCGCCGGUCCAUCUGGUCCAGGAAGCAGCCCUGCCGGAAGCAGCCCUGCCGGUCCCGCUGGUCCAGGAAGCAGCCCUGCCGGAAGCAGCCCUGCCGGUCCCGCUGGUCCAGGAAGCAGCCCUGCUGGAAGCACCCCCGCAAGCCCAGCUGGCCCAGCAAGCAGCCCCGCUGGAAGCAGCCCCGCCGGAACUCAGCCCACUUCUGCUCCUUCCACCCCUGGUGGCCCCAAGAGCUGCCCAGCCAACCUCAACGGCCAAUACCAAUACCCUCACCUGAUCGUCCCUGUCUCCGCCUCGUCGCCUGACAAGUCUUUCGGCACAUCCUACAACGGCACCAUCACCUCCGACAUCAGCUCCAUCUUCAACUUCGACGUCCCCAAGUCCUACACUGGCACUUGCUCUCUUGUCUUCCUCUUCCCCCAGAAGGACCAACUCGAGACCUCCUCCUUCAGCUUCUCCGGCAACGGCGAGGUUGACUUCGCGCAAUUGACCACCGUGGCCACCAACACGACCACCUACGCCACUGAGGGCAGCGUCAAGACUGACUUUGGCAACUUCACUGUCACCCCUGGUUCCUCCACCGUUGUUUCCAGCUUCUCUUGCCCCGCUGGCCAGACUGUCUCUUACAAGAUCAGCUCUGUCUCUGGAACCAGCCUCAACUACUUCCAGGACUGGAACCCAAGCCCCAUCGGUUUGUUCAUCACCACUUGCUAAAUGCAAGAUGUAUAAAAUUGGGAUUUGGGAUCAAAGGAUAUGGGAAACAGGAUAUGGGUUUAGGGAGGAUUUAAAAAGUUGUACAUCAUCACAUUCGUUACGAGACACAUGAAAAACCAAGGUGUAAGACCAGAUAAGAGAUAGGAAGUCAUUCAUUGUAC
Messenger RNA from Amorphotheca resinae ATCC 22711, 1562 nucleotides. RefSeq lists its product as hypothetical. The record is from RefSeq and is a predicted model, not a curated record. The transcript is spliced from 2 exons. The coding region runs from base 124 to 1401 and encodes 425 amino acids. Lineage: Eukaryota; Fungi; Ascomycota; Leotiomycetes; Helotiales; Amorphothecaceae.